Molecule: messenger RNA, 1290 nt
Organism: Aspergillus alliaceus
Lineage: Eukaryota; Fungi; Ascomycota; Eurotiomycetes; Eurotiales; Aspergillaceae
Product: aminotransferase-like domain-containing protein
Exons: 3
Coding region: 1-1290 (429 amino acids)
Biological process (GO): biosynthetic process
Molecular function (GO): L-2-aminoadipate:2-oxoglutarate transaminase activity; pyridoxal phosphate binding
Source: RefSeq, a predicted model, not a curated record
AUGCUCAUAAAAUCCCCCCUCGAUCUGGCCCGCGGCUGGCCUGCGUCGAAUCUGUUCCCCACUCGAAUGCUACAAGACGCAGCAGUGUCUGUCUUGUCGAGUCCCCCCAUAUCAGAACAAGGUCUGGGCUAUGGCCCGGAUGAAGGCUACUUGGAGCUCAGAGAAAAUAUUGCGAAAUGGCUAAGUAGGAAUUAUAGACUUUCCAUGACCUCGGAUGCUGAUCGCAUUUGCAUUUCUGGAGGUGCCAGUCAAAACUUGGCUUGUGCCCUGCAGGUCUUUACUGAUCCUAGGCAUACGGAAUGCGUGUGGACUGCUGAACCAACCUACCAUUUGAUUUUCAAUAUCUUCCAGGAUGCUGGCUUCUAUGGUCGGUUACGAGCAGUACCAGAAGAUGAAAAUGGUAUAGAUGUGGACUUCCUUGAAAACGCUCUAAAGAGUGCUAGAGAGCAUCCACCUGUAGCGGCCCCUAAACGGCCUUACCGAAAGACAUACACUCACGUCAUCUACUGCGUUCCAACGUAUUCUAAUCCGUCCGGCACUACCAUGCCCCUAUCACGGCGAAAAGCCCUUGUACGUCUCGCGCGCAAGUACGAUGCCCUCAUCGUCAGCGACGAUGUCUAUGACUUUUUGAACUGGGGACCAAAAGAUGUCCCAAGCGGUGAGACUACCUAUUUACCGCGUAUCGUUGAUGUGGACAGAGACCUCGAUGGAGGGCCGACAGACCCGUUUGGAAAUUGCAUGAGUAACGGCAGCUUCAGCAAGAUCGUUGCGCCAGGAUGCCGGGUUGGAUGGGCGGAAGGAACGCCUGAUUUUAUCAGUGGUCUCUCUUCAGCGGGCUCGUCUCAUUCUGGCGGGUCACCGUCUCAACUCAUGUCCACUUUCAUUAACGACAUGUUGGAAAACGGCUCUCUCGACAAGCACAUAAACGAAACGCUCUUGCCAGCGUAUUCUCGACGCGCUUACGCUCUAACGGCGGCUAUCACGCAACAUCUUCUUCCACUUGGAGUCACCUUCGGCUCUGGCUCGGAGACUUACUCGGUAUCCGGAGGCUACUUUAUAUGGCUCAAGCUCCCUGAUUCUGUAAAUGCACGGGAGAUAGCAGAAAUGGCUUUGAAGGAACAGAAUCUUGUGAUUGCGGAGGGGGAGUUGUUUGCCGUGCCUGGAAGCAGCGUAACGGGUAAUGAUCUAGGCCAUAGGCUAAGGCUAUGUUUUGCCUGGGAGAAGGAAGCGAACCUGAAUGAGGCGGUGGAGAGACUAAGCCAGGUAAUCCAAAAGGCGCUUAAGCCGUAG